CGCGGCCGGGGGAGGAGCCGCGGCCGGGGGCAGGGGCCGCGGCGGGCAGGCGGCGGGCGCCAUGGCGCAGCAGAGAGUGCUCCCGCAGAGCAAAGAGACCCUGCUGCAGUCCUACAACAAGCGCCUUAAGGAUGACGUCAAGUCCAUCAUGGACAACUUCACCGAAAUCAUUAAAACGGCCAAGAUUGAAGAUGAAACUCAAGUCUCUCGAGCAACCCAGGGUGAACAAGACAACUACGAGAUGCACGUCAGAGCUGCAAACAUCGUUCGAGCUGGUGAGUCCCUGAUGAAACUUGUGUCUGACCUGAAGCAGUUCUUGAUCCUGAAUGACUUCCCCUCUGUGAAUGAAGCUAUCAACCAACGCAACCAGCAGCUGAGAAGCUUGCAGGAGGAAUGUGACAAGAAGCUGAUUGCACUGCGGGAUGAGAUCUCCAUUGACCUGUACGAGCUAGAAGAAGAAUAUUACUCUUCCAGCUACAGUCUGUGUGACAGCAAUGAUCUUCCACUGUGUGAAGCCUACUGGAGACAAGACUUUGCCACGCUGUCCCCCGAGAGCCUCUGCAUGCCCCUGGCAGCUGCCACGGCAGAGCCCAGCCUUGCUCCCUCCCAGAGCUCCACCCCGGCGCACCCCCACGUCAACGGGCAUGGGGCAGCUGCCCCAGAGCACCCCUGAAGAGGAUCCUCUGCUGCCCAAUGCCUUCCUCCCGGCUCUGCUGCACUGCUGCAAGUCUUCCACCUGCUGUAUGAGGAGUGAGCAUGUCCUGCUGUUGGGAGAAGGCACUGGAGCUAUGCUGGCAGGGUUGUGCUCAUGGGAUGGCCACGGUGCUUCCUCCACCCCUGGGACACUGCCAGGAGCAAUCCUCUCCCUUAAGAGAUAGUGAUAAGUAAAUAGCAAGCUGAUUGUUCUAACAAAGUAGAGUUAGGUUUGCUUUAGCUCGAUGGUUGCCUGUAGAGCUCAGUAGAAAUCCACUCUGUUUUCAUGUGAAUCUCUAACUCCACACAGGAGUGUUGGGUGUUGAAUUUGUUUGGGAUAAACUUGAGCCAAGUCUUGGGGAUAGUGAAGUUUUGGGGGGUGUUUUCCCACACUUACUGGCGUUCUGUCUGCUUUAAAGCUCUCUCAGGAUGGCAUCUGACAACCUCUGUUCUACUUCAGAGUAAGAGCCUUGUAGUAUUUUGUACACAGCACUGUCAGGAGUGCUCCACAAACUUGAACUGGUUGCAGGAUGGGCUCUCAGGAGACCCUUUCCCAGGAGCAGUGUUAUGCCUUGGGAAGAGGAAAGGGCCAGCUGAGGAGUCAGACUUGGGUAUUGAUGGUGCCACUUGCUGGGGCUGCAGCUGGAAGCAGCAACAGAGUUUGGUUCAUUCUGCAGUGUUCACACAAACUGUUAGCACACCUGAGCUAACACCACCACAGUGUUUACUUUGGCUGAUUCUUUGGUCUAACUGGAGCUGACUGGGCUGGAUGGGGCAGAGGGUGGCACUCCUCUCUCUCCUCCAGAGUCCCUUCUGAAGCAGCAUCUUGGGUGCUUGGUGGCUGCUCAGCAGCUUGGUGCAACUGCUCUUCUUUCCCUGGGUGGUGCUUCUGCUGUGUCUCCAAGCAAGCUGGGGCUGGAGCUGGAUUGGAACACGCUCAGAACACCUCAGUGUUGAAGCCACAGAACCGUGGGUGCAGCCCAGCAGCUGAGCCAAGCUUCCCCAGCUCUCUCCUCUCUUAGGAUGUGAAUUUUGCUCUGUUCUGGUUUAGUUUUUCUUCCAUUCCAUUGAUUUUCAUUUGGUUUGGGUUUUUUUUUGUAAUGAGGUGGUGUAAUAAAACUAACCCUUUUGUAUCGUU
Messenger RNA from Pogoniulus pusillus (Red-fronted tinkerbird), 1831 nucleotides. RefSeq names its product mediator complex subunit 22 (gene MED22). Gene Ontology annotation, biological process: regulation of transcription by RNA polymerase II. Gene Ontology annotation, molecular function: transcription coregulator activity. Gene Ontology annotation, cellular component: mediator complex. The transcript is spliced from 4 exons. Lineage: Eukaryota; Metazoa; Chordata; Aves; Piciformes; Lybiidae. The coding region runs from base 62 to 673 and encodes 203 amino acids. The record is from RefSeq and is a predicted model, not a curated record.